AUGUUUUCAUAUUGUUUAAUAGAUAUUUUUAUGAGUGAAUAUCAUUUGAAUAAUGAAGAUCAUGAAGCUUUGGAAAAAUUUACAAAAUUUUUCUUGGUCAAAUCAGCCCAGAUUAUUAUUCAAUCACGUUUAGGAGAAAGAAAGACCACCAAAUCGAAACCCAUUUGCUCUGGAACUGAAUGGUUUCAUUUAUCCAUAAAAGACAUUCCAGAAGUAACAGUGAAUGCUAAAAAAUGUAUUAGUGAUAACAAGUUAUUAAUCGAUAGUCCCUAUGUUCCAUUUUGUGUUGAAAUAUCUUUAAGAACACCCGAACGUGAUACCAUGACGUUGGAAACAUGGUGUAUAUCAUUUGACGAUGCUGUAACAGAUCAAACACAACGUGUUCGUUUUAAUAUUUAUAAUCGUAUGAGUACGGUUUUACGUUCAUUGUUAUGUUGCACACGUUCAACACCGACAUAUCAAUUAUCUAGAAAACAAAGUCCAGAUAAAUAUAUUAUUUGUUAUCGUAUGUAUAGCGGUGAACCGUUAGUCAAUCAUUUAGGUGAACAUUAUUUAAAAAAAACAAUUGGUUCUAUUUUAACGCCUAUUGGACGUUUUGUUAUAAAUGUUGCUUAUCGAACACGUUUAACGAUCUCACCACAACAUGAACAACAAAGUUAUAAUCUGGGAUUAGAUAUCAAGGACAAUCAUUUUACAUCCGGGCAUCGACAAACAAAUUUUCCAACAAUAGACGAUGAUGGUAGUACCGGUGGAUACAACGAUGCACAAUUACCAUCAGAACAAAACGGAAGUGUACCAAAAAGUUCACCAAUUGAAAUGAUGAAAAGAAGGCAUACAAGUUAUGAUUCAGAAGUAUCGUCUAGUCAUGGUACACCAGAUAAAGUGUAUUUUAGUAAACUUCGUACUGCAUUCGGACCAAUAAUUAAUGGUACACCUCACACAUUAAGCGAACCAUUAUCACCUUUUUCUCGAAAUAAUAAUAAUAAUAGCAACAAUAACAGUGAUUCUGAACUUUUAAUGUCGCAACAAGAUCAACAACGACAACAAAACGACAAACAAAUGGAACAAGAAGUUAAUCGUAGUCAAAGUAAUCUUUAUAUAACGGGAGCUAACGAUGAAACAGCACCGGAUGAUUUUAUCCUAGUAGAAGUAAAACCAUUUUUUGGCAAAAGUGAUUCAACCGAUGAUUUAGCAGUGUUUAUACGUUCUUGUCAACAACCACCUAUGUUAGAAUCAUUUAUUAUUGAACCAUCACUCGGUGAAACGAUUAAUCAAUUAAGUGAAGAAUUAUUAGUAUUUGAAUCGAAAGUAGAAGAAUUUGAUCAACUUGUAAGUACGCUGGAAAAUAAUAAUAAUGAAUAA
Didymodactylos carnosus is the source of this 1362-nucleotide messenger RNA. The record is from the annotation of a GenBank genome assembly. Lineage: Eukaryota; Metazoa; Rotifera; Eurotatoria; Philodinida; Philodinidae.